This is a messenger RNA of Harpia harpyja (harpy eagle), 5705 nucleotides long. RefSeq names its product TTL family tubulin polyglutamylase complex subunit L1 (gene TTLL1). Lineage: Eukaryota; Metazoa; Chordata; Aves; Accipitriformes; Accipitridae. Gene Ontology annotation, cellular component: cilium. The coding region runs from base 2729 to 4000 and encodes 423 amino acids. The record is from RefSeq and is a predicted model, not a curated record. Gene Ontology annotation, biological process: microtubule cytoskeleton organization; protein polyglutamylation. Gene Ontology annotation, molecular function: tubulin-glutamic acid ligase activity; tubulin binding. The transcript has 11 exons.
UGCUGCCGGGAUUCCUUACGUUUACUUGCUGCCCCUGGCACCAGCAAAUUUUUUGGCAGUGUUUUGGGGAAGCGUCAGGCCUGCUGGGCCUGUGUGAUAUACUUUCUGUCUCCUGAGUAGGAGGUCUGGUGCUCUGCGAAGGAUUUGACUUACUGUACCGUUACCCUACUGUACGCAGGCUAGGGCUGUGUUAUACAGCUCUUCUUUGACGUUUACCGAAGCAAAGAAUCUCAGCUGACCAGAAGUUUGAAUGCAUGGCUAUGUCGUGCAAUCUUAUCGGGUUAUCUGGAAUACCUAAUUGCGGAUUAGAGGAUUCCUAUAGAAAAUGAUAUUGUAUUAAAGUUAUGUUAUUGAAAAUAAGAAAGUUUUUGAUACAACUUAAUAAAAGUUAUUUUUAUGACUCCUUGUUUGUGGGUUUCAGUAAUUAAAUUACACAAAAUCAGAAGAUUUUGUUUACAGGCCAGUUAAACAUCAUCUGAGAUGAUCAAACUGUCCACAUAAACCAAGGACUAAUUUUCAGUCUGCUGUUGUAUGGCUGUCCUUUCAAUCCUCCUGCAGUGGGAUGGAUCUAUAAGGCCUAAAGUUCCCAAAAUAGGAAAAGAAUGACACUCUUGUAAUUUUUCUUUUUAUUUGUGGUAAAAGUUAUCUUAAAUUUUUAGCUUUGGUUUAGUUUUAACUCGCCUUCCUGUGGGUGAGUCUUCGGUUGAAUUGUCUCUGGCUUCUGAAAUCAAACAGCGUGGUCUCUGGUGGUCAGAUAGCAUAACUAGUCGUGGAGCAGUCCCACCUGCUACCACAAAAUUCACUUGCUGGAUCAGUACAUGCAAUCUUUCAGGGUUCCUUGCCAUAGGGUGUAUAGCAUGUGUUGAAAUCUCUUCAUGACGAGUCCUAUAGAAAGGAUGCUGUGACAGCUGUUGCAUUCCAGGGUGGAAAUGAGGUUGCAGCAUCAGAAGUGUUGGCAAAGUAGCCCUGCCUGUGGCAGUGCACCCGGUCUCUUAAUCUUUGCCAGGCGGCAGCUACGUGCUCCUGUAAAGACAGAGGCACAGGCAGCUACAUUUGUCUGAUUCAGCGUUUCUGGAAGAACAAGCCCUGAGGUCAGUUGUAGCUUAGGUACUAAGGCUGCUGGAGUGAGACACGCUUGGGAAGUAGAGAGCCAGAUCAGGGAGUUGGGUGACAGAGAAACAGGUAUAGUGUUGGUGUUGGAUGUUGGUAAACCUAAUGGGGUAGCUUGGAGAUGUGGAGGAUAUGUUUUAAGGCCCUUUGAAAAUUUUACAUUGUGUUUGGUUAAUGCUGUCAUAGCAUUUAACACAUUUCCUUUUGAAGGGACAAUUCUAUUCCAAGUUGACUAAUCCCUGAACUUUUAAAACCACAACAAGAUGGCGUGCGGUACUAGUGAGUCACUGAUUGUGAAUCAUACAUGCUUCAGUACAAAUAAAUGAAUCCCUUUGUUUCAUUUAUUUUUGUUUUGGUAGUGUCUGGAAGGCCCAGAGAAGGAUCAUGACCUUGUAGAACUAGGUGUUGUAUAAGCAUGCACAAAAAGACAGACCCUGAGCCUUCAUAUACCCUUUUCUAUCUGUUUAUUUAAGCUUGAUUUCAACUUGUUUUACCAACAGGAAUAAAAAUAAGUGUGUCUAAAACUCUCUAAAAUCGGAGUCUAAUAGUAAACAUUUCUGCCUUGUGGAAUUUGGUAGUUUAAAUAGUCUAGGAAGGAAAAGGUGGCAGCACUAUAUAAUGGGCUAUGCCUCCCAGGAAGAGAGAAACCAUAGGGGUGUUAGCUUGCUGGCAAAUGUACAUCUCCAUAUCUAGUCCUGGAAACUGAAGACCCCUUGAAUUCCAGUCCAAUAUCUUAGUUGCAGAAAUUGUAUUAACUACAUUCAUUACUUGCAUUAAUUACAGUACUGCAUUUGUAAAGGUGAUUUGAAGUAUUAAUUGACUUUUCAAUGGAAAAUUAUAUGUAGAGGGAGCAGUAGAUGGUGUUACGUGUGUGUGUGUAACUCCGCUCUGUCCCACUCCCUUGUAUGGCCGUUUUUGUUCUUGGGAGAGGCGUGUGCCAAAGAAUUGGCUUUUGGCUCAAAGAGAUUUUCUUCUGAAUUAGCACUUCUCUGCAGCUGAUUUCUGUGAAACCUAACUAUGAAAAUUCACUAGGCUGCAAUUGUAAAACUAAUUUGCGGAAUGAACUGCAGAAAGACUAAACGGCAAUGUAGAAACUGCUUAUGAGAGCUGUCUACCCUUGACUUUAUCAGUUAUCAUCAUUUGCUCAUGAAUACAUGUUAGCUUGCUUAAUAGUUGUAUAUUAAUCAGGCCUAGAUACUGGGAGGCUGGGCUUCAGCACUUAGAGACGGGUAAAUACAUUGUUCGUUGUGUUCUGUCCACAUCAACUGGACUGUAGGCUUUUUGCUCUAGAGUAUGUAUGCGUGAAGGACGACAUGCUUCAAUUAAUGUUUCUUUGUCCCCAUCUUCAUUGGUAUUACAUUAAUGCACGAUAUGAGACGCCGUGUGAAGGGGAGCUCGCCAAACAGCCCUUGUAAAGGGGAGUGGAAGUGGGUGAGUGCCUGCUGCUGUCAGAAAGCUUCAGCCUACACUUCAGAGAGCAAAUCAUGAUUCUCGAUAGAGCAUGUAAUGGGUUUCUCUUGGAAUCGUUUUCUUCUGCAGUCCCUGAGUGAUCCAUAUGAACUCUUCUACUUCAAAACAAAGCAAAAAAGUAUAUGCAUGUUGAUUCUGCAUUACGAUAAUGGCAGGAAAAGUAAAGUGGGUAACUGACAUAGAAAAAUCUGUUCUAAUAAACAACUUUGAAAAAAGAGGCUGGAUUCAAGUGGCAGAAAAUGAAGACUGGAAUUUUUAUUGGAUGAGCGUACAAACAAUCAGAAAUGUUUUCAGUGUGGAAACUGGUUACCGCCUCUCUGAUGACCAAAUUGUCAAUCAUUUUCCAAACCAUUAUGAACUGACCAGAAAAGAUUUGAUGGUAAAGAAUAUCAAGCGAUACAGGAAAGAACUUGAGAAAGAAGGAAGUCCUCUUGCAGAAAAGGAUGAAAAUGGGAAGUAUAUUUAUUUGGAUUUUGUUCCUGUUACUUUUAUGCUUCCUGCCGAUUAUAAUCUCUUCGUUGAAGAAUUCAGAAAAAAUCCCUCCAGCACUUGGAUUAUGAAACCUUGUGGCAAAGCUCAAGGAAAAGGAAUAUUUCUAAUCAAUAAACUCUCCCAAAUUAAAAAAUGGUCUCGAGAUAGCAAAACAUCUUCGUUUGUAUCUCAGUCUUCCAAAGAAGCCUAUGUGAUUUCUCUCUAUAUCAACAAUCCGUUACUUAUUGGUGGAAAGAAAUUUGAUCUUCGUCUAUAUGUUUUAGUAUCUACAUAUCGUCCACUGAGAUGUUACAUGUAUAAACUUGGAUUUUGCCGGUUUUGCACAGUAAAAUAUACACCAAGUACAAGUGAAUUGGAUAACAUGUUUGUCCAUCUUACAAAUGUUGCCAUUCAGAAACAUGGGGAUGAUUACAAUCAUAUCCAUGGAGGCAAGUGGACAGUGAGUAACUUACGCCUGUAUCUGGAGAGCACCCGUGGAAAGGAAGUCACAAACAAAUUAUUUGAUGAAAUUCACUGGAUAAUUGUGCAGUCACUAAAGGCUGUUGCGCCUGUAAUGAAUAAUGAUAAACACUGCUUUGAGUGUUAUGGAUAUGACAUUAUCAUUGAUGACAAGCUUAAACCAUGGCUAAUUGAGGUUAAUGCUUCCCCUUCUCUUACUUCCAGUACUGCUAAUGAUCGCAUCUUGAAGUAUAAUCUUAUUAAUGACACACUUAACAUUGCUGUGCCUAAUGGGGAAAUUCCGGACUGUAAAUGGAAUAAAUCUCCACCAAAAGAGGUUCUUGGCAAUUAUGAAGUCUUAUACGAUGAAGAGAUGGCACAAAGUGAUGGGCCUGAUCGUGACUUACGAAGUCGUUCUGGACAAUCAAUGGGAGUAAAAGGAAAUCGUGCAAGAGAUUCAGGAAAGCCUGUGCUAACCACCUGGAAGUGAUAACAGAAAAAACAGCUGCACUCUUGGUAGGAAGACAUCAUGAACAAAAAUGCAGUUUUUGAACAGAUUCCUCUAUUUUGCUACAUUGCAUGUGGGAAAUAUUAAAAGAGGACAAUGCAGCCUUUGAAAAGAAGUGAAACAAACACUCUAAAACCAGCAACUGUACUAGACAUACACUGACUUGAUGAUUAUUACAAUAAUACAUGUAGUAUGUAUGUAUAUAUAAUUAUUUUUUAUAUAUAUAUACUUCGUAUAAACUAAUAUUCUCUUAGUAAUGAUUAAGAACUUUCUUUAUAAAGAUGACAACUCAAAAUAUGCAUUCUGAAAGAAACCCCUUGCUGUUCUGGAUAUAAUUUAUUUCCUAUAGUAGCCUAUCCCUAGCCCCCUAUAAUAAAUGAGCUGUGGAUUUGGUAAAAGGGUGGUAGUGGUGAGUGUUAAUAUUGUCACAGUGAUGGUUCAGAUUCUUGCUAGUAAAAGAAGAGCAACUAGAAAAAAUAGUAAUACAUGGGCUUGAGGCUAUUGUCAAUUAAUGCAGCUAAUGAUUUAUAACCAGUAUUAAGAAAAUGAAAAGCAACUCUUCAUAUGCUGAGGGGUUUCGGUUGGUUUAUUUCGUUUAAGUGUUUUAAGCUGCUAACUCUUUAAAGGUAGAAAGUUUCAUGGACUGAAGGAGUGUUUCAAGUGGUAUAUUGAUGCAUUAUUUCACUAGCCAUUAAUUUUUAUUUCAAGAUAAUAUAUGUCUGUGGAAAAACAGACAAAACAACUACAUACUGUAAUAUAUCUCAUUGCUUGAAGCCGAUGAUAAAUCCUUAUUUCCAUCAGAAUCUCUUCAUGUAUUUAUGCAUGAAUAUAAGUACAAUAUCUAUAUAUUUUUGUAUAUUUUGUGUGCACUGUAACAAAAUUGUUGCACAUGGUAAGCUAUUUCUGGUAGCUAUGAUAACAAAAGUUGUGAUGAUUAGCUACCAAAAUGUAUAGAGCAAAAGUUAAAAAUAGGUAUUGCAGUCCUCUAACAGCAUAGCAUAUAAAUAAACUAGUUGGGUCUGUGAUUGGCUGUUGCUUCCACUUGCAUUUCCACCAGUUAUUGGGCAGUUAUUUAUAAAUGUCAAUGUGCAGUUCUGGUUGUAUUUAUUCUCCUUCCCCCUCAUCCCUUUUAUUUUUCUUUUUUUUUUGAUAGUGGAGUAUUGCGGAGAGAAAGCCGAAGGAGGCUGAGACUUGCAAAUGUCCAUGUAAACAUAAUACACUCUAAUCUGGAUGCCACUAGUGCAGUGACACUCUAUCUGCCUGCCACAGCAGGCUGCAUGCUUUGCCCUCCUAUGUGGCAGGCCAGUAAAGUGCAUGCAAAGUAAACUUAACCUCUCCCAAAAUUUUGAGUUUCUUGAACACGUAAAACAGACUACCUGCAUCACAGAAAAUGUCAGUCCUUUUCCUGCUUUUGAAAGUCCUCCUAGAAGAGGGUAGCUGCUCGCAAGCUGUGGUCUUUGGGACAGUUGGUGUUGAUAACUCAGUCUGAACACAAUCCAGCUAGAGCAGUUUGGGCUGGGGAGGAAGGGCAGAUGUGGGCUGGGCUGACCAAUACUCUUACACAUGAUCUGGGAUUCAUCCUUGCAAUAAAGAAUGAAAUAUGUAGGCUGAAUGAGUCACUUCAAGUGUAAUCCUCAUCUUGACUGAUCUGUAUAUUCCAUUAAAAUAAAGACCAAAAUCCAACUGA